This is a messenger RNA of Pyrus x bretschneideri (Chinese white pear), 709 nucleotides long. RefSeq lists its product as uncharacterized. The record is from RefSeq and is a predicted model, not a curated record. NCBI's taxonomy places the organism in Eukaryota, Viridiplantae, Streptophyta, Magnoliopsida, Rosales, Rosaceae. The coding region runs from base 209 to 541 and encodes 110 amino acids. The transcript is spliced from 3 exons.
AAUUCCAAUCGCGUCCCCACCCCAACCCAAACCAAAAAAAUAAACGUUCGUCCUACCCCUCAGAAGUGCCGAAGUAGCUAGCUUUGACCCUGUCCCGCAACCAGAGUCCUCUAUUCCUCUCCAGUCUUCAACUCCUUGCUGGGUUUUGCUCCAAAAGGGUGGAGCGGAGAUAUAGAAAGAAAGUAUAAGCUUGAGACGAAGGUUGAAAAUGAGCAGCGGGGCUUUGCAAGUUGCUAAGGUGUACCGCCAGCUUCUCAAAGCCGUGAAGAAACACGUUGCGAAAGAAGAGAAUAAGAGGCAUUUUAUAAAGUACGCAACUGAAGAAUUUAGGAACAACUGCAAACUGUCAGACCCAUCUUCUAUUCAGCAUAAGAUUAAGCUUGCUGAGAACUACACUUUACUUCUUAACAGUGUGCAUCAUCACAAGGAAUUGCUGUUCUCUUACAACAUUGCUGUGGAUAGAUCAGAUGAGAUGAAGAGAGUGCUCGGAAAAUCGGCUGCAAGUGUGGGUCUUCAACUUCCUGAGGUGUAUCAACCUUGACAUUUGCUUGGGUCCAUAUGCUCCAUCCUAUAUCCUCAGGAAUUUUGGUGUUCUAUUCAUAAAUAAUUAAAAUGUUAUUUGUUUGCUGCCAACCUAUCGAACCAAACAAUUUGUUUGAGAGGUUAUUUGUUCUAACAAAAAUAAGUUCUGCUGCAGCAGUUGAAUCAA